Trichoderma reesei QM6a is the source of this 1197-nucleotide messenger RNA. RefSeq lists its product as uncharacterized. NCBI's taxonomy places the organism in Eukaryota, Fungi, Ascomycota, Sordariomycetes, Hypocreales, Hypocreaceae. The transcript is spliced from 4 exons. The coding region runs from base 1 to 1197 and encodes 398 amino acids. The record is from RefSeq and is a predicted model, not a curated record.
AUGUCGCCCGUCUCUGCCAUCGCAAACCGCACCGCCUUGGUGUUUGGAGCUUCUGGCAUCACCGGAUGGGCCAUUGUGCGGGAAGCGCUCACGUAUCCAACAGCGACAACAUUUAGCCGCGUCAUCGGACUCACAAAGCGGCCUCUGGAUCGAGAAAAAUCCUUCCUGCCAGAUGAUAGCCGCCUCACGCUGGCUCACGGGGUGGAUCUCACCGCGAGCGUAGACGAUGUCGUGGCCAAGCUGGCCGAGAUUGACGGCAUCAAGAACGUCACUGACGUGUACUUUGCUGGUACGAGCCCACAACCUCCUGUCAAACUAGGCAUGAUUCGAAAGGUCAACGUCCGUAUUCUUGAAACAGCAGUCCAAGCGGUUGAGCGAGUCAGUCCAAAUCUACAGUUCUGGACUCUGCAAACAGGCGGCAAGUCGUACGGGUUUGUGCAUGUUCCGCAUCUGGGGUUCCCGAAGGUUCCGGCCAAGGAAACAGACCCGCGUAUUCCACAGCCAUAUCAAGACCAAGUCUUCUAUUAUGCUCAGUACGAUGCUCUCCAGAGGCUCUCCGUUGAGAAGAGUUGGAGCUUCGCCGAGAUUCGCCCAGAUCUAGUGAUUGGCUUCGUACCCGGCGGCGGCAACGCGAUGAACUAUGUCCAGGCCCUCGGUAUUUUCCUAAGCUUCUAUGCUUAUCGUCACCAAGACUCUUCCGGAGAGAAGAAAACUAUUCCAUAUCCUGGUCCUCUAGCUGCUUACAACAGCCAUUAUACCGAAAUCGGGCAAACAACAUUGGCUAGAGCACACAUCUUUGCUUCCGGCCUGAAAGACGCCCAAAGUGGAGAGGUUUACAACGUGGGGGACUCUCCGGUCACUGCAGGAAACAGCUGGGCUGAGAAAUGGGCGUCCAUUUGCGACAUGUUCGGCCUCGCAGGCGUCCCGCCUGAGGAAUCCGCCAGCUUCAGUGUGGCAGCCUACAUGGCGCAGCAUCGCGACGAGUGGGAGAGCUUCGAGACCCAGCAUGGCUUGAUGCCAGGUGUCAUCCAGAGGACAAGCUGGGAAUUCAUGGAUGUGCUCACAUCGUUGCCCGUGUUCGAUCGGCAGUAUGACCUCACCAAGGCAAGGGCUGCAGGGUUCGAGAGUCGCUCGAAUGUGCUCAAGAAUUACGAAGAAGCCUUUGGCUUGAUGAAGGCUGCCAAGAUUAUUCCUUAG